Messenger RNA from Alligator sinensis (Chinese alligator), 1398 nucleotides. RefSeq names its product cytochrome P450 4V2-like. Gene Ontology annotation, molecular function: oxidoreductase activity, acting on paired donors, with incorporation or reduction of molecular oxygen; monooxygenase activity; iron ion binding. The transcript is spliced from 10 exons. Bases 10 to 1365 code for a protein of 451 amino acids. Lineage: Eukaryota; Metazoa; Chordata; Crocodylia; Alligatoridae. The record is from RefSeq and is a predicted model, not a curated record.
UUUGAAAAGAUGAUGCAAUGCUGUGAAGAAAACAGAAAUCAACCACUGUUAAAACUUUGGAUAGGACCACUGCCUUGUGUGCUCUUAUAUCAUCCUGAUACUGUGGAGGUUAUUUUGAACAGUUUGAAGAAUAUAGACAAAUCCUAUACUUACAAAUUUCUACAUCCAUGGCUUGGCACAGGACUUCUAACAAGCACCGGAGAUAAGUGGCGUUCCAGGAGAAAAAUGAUAACACCCACUUUUCACUUCACAAUCUUGGCUGAUUUUCUAGAAGUUAUGAAUGAACAAGCCAAUAUUUUAGUUCGGAAGCUUGAAAAACAUGUUGACAAAGAACCAUUUGAUUGUUUUCUAGACAUCACUCUGUGUGCCCUGGAUAUCAUUUGUGAAACUGCAAUGGGCAAGAAUAUUGGUGCACAGAAGAAUAAUGAUUCUGAAUAUGUCCAGGCUAUUUACAAAAUGAGUGAUUUGAUUCAUCAUAGACAAAAGGCUCCUUGGUUAUGGCCUGACCUUACAUACCUUCUCUUUCAAGGAGGAAGGGAACAUAAUAGAAGUCUCAAAAUCCUCCACAGUUUUACUGACAAGGUUAUUACAGAAAAAGCUAGUGAAAAAAAAAAGCAUGAUGAAAGAAAAUGUGACUUUGACAGCAACUGUGAACCAAGUGGGUCAAAAAAGAGAAGAGCUUUCCUUGACAUGCUUCUCAAUGCAAUGGAUAAUGGAGGGAACAAACUGAGCUACUUGGAUAUUCGAGAGGAAGUGGACACUUUCAUGUUUGAGGGGCAUGACACAACAGCUGCUGCUAUGAACUGGGCCAUUUAUAUACUUGGAUGUCAUCCUGAGGCCCAGAAGAAAGUUCACCAAGAAUUGGAUGAAGUGUUUGGUGACUCUGACUGUCCCGUCACUGUGCAUGAUUUAAAGAAACUACGAUAUCUUGAGUGUGUUGUUAAGGAAGCCCUUCGUCUCUUCCCUUCAGUGCCAUUCUUUGCCCGGACCUUGAGUCAAGAUUGCUAUAUUAGAGGAUUUAAGGUACCAAAAGGCACAAAUGCAAUUAUUGUUUCUUAUGCACUGCACAGAGAUCCGGGUGUUUUCCCAGACCCUGAAGAAUUCAGACCUGAGCGAUUCUUUCCUGAGAAUUCUAGUGGAAGGCAUCCGUAUGCAUAUAUACCCUUCUCUGCUGGACCCAGAAAUUGCAUUGGCCAACGCUUUGCACAGAUGGAAGAAAAAGCUGUUUUGGCUACUCUCCUGCGCCACUUUUGGGUGGAAGCAAAUCAAAAUAGAGAAGAACUUGGUAUGGUGGGAGAACUGAUUCUUCGUCCAAAUAAUGGCAUCUGGAUCCAGCUGAAGAGGAGAACUGCUCACAUGUCAUGAGAAGAAAGUUUCAAGAGUUUAGAUCUUCAAGUA